Messenger RNA from Truncatella angustata, 1582 nucleotides. RefSeq lists its product as uncharacterized. The transcript is spliced from 2 exons. The record is from RefSeq and is a predicted model, not a curated record. Gene Ontology annotation, molecular function: monooxygenase activity; FAD binding. NCBI's taxonomy places the organism in Eukaryota, Fungi, Ascomycota, Sordariomycetes, Amphisphaeriales, Sporocadaceae. The coding region runs from base 115 to 1377 and encodes 420 amino acids.
AGACGGCAAGUAAUUCUUCCGACUCGACAUCGUAUGAUUCGCAUGAUAUAAAUCUCGACUUGACACAUAAAUCGGUUAUUGAUCAUUUAUCCUCAAAAACCAUCAUUUAAUACCAUGAAGGUAAUUAUUAUCGGUGCCGGUCUUAGCGGGCUUAGUACAGCGAUUGCUCUGCGAAAGUACGUUAAACCUCGUGAUAAUGAUCAGUUAGUAGUGAAAGUGUACGAGAAGAGUCAGCAGAGGGCUGAAUCUAGCGACGAGAGAAGAGCUCGACUCGGUGCUGGGAUAAGCUUGCAGGGUAACGGACUUCGAAUUCUGGGGGAUUUCGACCCCGUGCUCAAGAAUCGAGUCCACAGUGCUGGAUAUCCAUGUUCGCAUUUCAAGUGGAAGACCGCUGGCAAUUUUCUCCUAGGGCGAGAGUAUCUCGACGUAUUGCCGAUUUCUCGCCCUGUCCUCAUCGACUGUCUCCUGGAGGUCCUACCGAAUGAUGUGCUUGACUACAGGACUGUGUCAAAUGUCAUAACACGCCAAGGCCUCAAGCCAAUCGUACAGUUCGAAGAUGGCACCGAGGAGAGCGCAGAUUUGGUCGUCGGAGCAGAUGGAAUCCGUAGUAUCGUCAGGAGAGGUCUAUUUGGUGAUAAUCGAGACUGCCACCCCGAGUAUUUAGGCAUCUCUGCAGUUGGUGGUGUCCUUGACAUACCAAUACCCCAGCAUCUCAUUGACGAUCCAUGUCUGCAAUUCUUCAUGGGCUCGACUGGUGCCUUUGGCUAUUGCGGCUUGACACAAACCGAUCGUAACAAGUUACUCUACUGGUCUAUCUAUGAGACAGACCUACCCGAAAAGGGUACUCAGUUCGAUCGCAAUGCAGCCAUGCAGCAACUACGCGAUCGCCACGCUAGCUGGUCGGAUCCCAUCAUCAGCAAAUGUCUUGAGAAUGCCUCAGUGGACCAUGUUUACCCCAUAUUUGUUAUGCCCAAGAUCCCACUCUGGGGUCGAGAUGGUUGUGUACUCGUAGGAGACGCAGCGCACGCCAUGUCUCCCAGAAGCGGACAGGGAGGAAGCCAGGCAUUUGAAGAUGCGCAGACAUUGGGGCUUCUUCUGGCCGGGCACCUCGCAAAGCACGAUAUAGCAGACUCAGUGUCGCGGACCAUCUCAGGAAUCUACGACAUACGACGUGAACGCGUACACAGAAUUCGAGACAAGGCGAUGGAGUGGAAAGACCCGAAGAUGCCAAUGUCCUGGCUGAUGACAUGUGUGCUCUAUGCUUACAUAUUUAUCAACACAAAGGUACAAUACGCCAUUACAAGUGUUUUCGGUCGUGCUGAAGAUUUGUGGGAUGCGAAAGCAGUGGUAAAAAAGUAUCUGGAGUAUGAUUCUUGAGGAUAAAGCCCCAGGAGGCUGUUAAUUAGAUGAUGAAUGACAACAGUGUCUCGAUCAACCAUGUUGAUCUUCUCUCCAAGAACCAAUGAACAUAUGUUGGACCAGGAUAUCCUUCUCAUCGUCCGACUUGGGAUACCAUCCCAGCCAUUCAGACGCUAACCUUGAUAAAAUUAGAUUAUGUUCAAUCAAGGCAGGUUUCCUAAAA